Guillardia theta CCMP2712 is the source of this 878-nucleotide messenger RNA. RefSeq lists its product as hypothetical. NCBI's taxonomy places the organism in Eukaryota, Cryptophyceae, Pyrenomonadales, Geminigeraceae. The coding region runs from base 129 to 587 and encodes 152 amino acids. The transcript is spliced from 7 exons. The record is from RefSeq and is a predicted model, not a curated record.
ACCCGAUAGAAUGGAGGGAUGAGGCAGGCGAGGAGCGAGCAACAACAUGCAGGCGGAGGUCUCCUGAUGGAGAGGAAGGCAGCAAGUCACGAGCUACUUCUCUGCCUCUGACGGGUGGAGCUGGUGGGAUGGGUGCGGGUAGAUCCGUGCAGAGGGUCGCAGCGGUGGAGGCGGAGGAUAGCGGGGGCGCGAGGGAGCGGAAGGCAGAGAAGGUGAAGGAGAAGAAGAGCAGGAGCAGAGCCCGACAGACGUACGUGGACGUGGAGGACGACCAUGUCGCCCUCCCCCAGCACCUCGUCCUCGGGCAGGACAUGGACGAGCGAGGCCGCUUCAUCAAGAUGACGAGACGUCCGCUCAUGUCGCUCAUCAGCAGUGAGGGGAGCAGCCUUCCUGGUCUGCCUGCUGGACUGCGGACGGAUGGCUUCUACUUCCAGCCACAUCUGCCUGCAGGGGAGGAGGAAGAGAAGGAGGCAGGCGGCGGCUCGGGGUCGGAGAGGAGAGUUCAGGUUGUGAAGCCACUUGGAGGAGGAGGCGAGCGAGUGUACUACGUCAUCGAGAAACCCUCGAGUCCUCAAGGAGACCCGUAGAGGACAAGAAGGGCCAGGCGGCUCCUCCCUCCUCUUUGCUCCCUCACGCUCCUUCAUCCUGCUCCUUUCUUCUUUCUGCUUCCUCCCUCUUCAAUGUCUGCGGGUCAACUCCCAGCCUGAGAGCAAAAAGUCAGGGAGGGGGGCGAGCGGAGGUCAGGAGGAGAGGAGAAGCUCGUGAUCGCUUGUCCGCACCUCUCGCUCUCAGCAUCGCCUUCCUUCAUAGUGAAUACUACUGUCCAGUAGCCCAUGGACCCUCCUGCGUCUCUCUUGCUCUGCAUUGUAGCUACUUUA